This is a messenger RNA of Spodoptera frugiperda (fall armyworm), 878 nucleotides long. Its product is annotated as 3-oxoacyl-[acyl-carrier-protein] reductase FabG-like. The transcript has a single exon. NCBI's taxonomy places the organism in Eukaryota, Metazoa, Arthropoda, Insecta, Lepidoptera, Noctuidae. Gene Ontology annotation, molecular function: oxidoreductase activity. Bases 94 to 846 code for a protein of 250 amino acids. The record is from RefSeq and is a predicted model, not a curated record.
GAUAAGAUUGCCGUGUAUUAUUGAUAUAAAUUAAUUUUACAGAAUAACUAAAGUCAGUUUAUCAUUUACAUUGGUGGUCAGACUAUUGAUAUCAUGAGUUUUCAAGACAAAGUAGUGAUUGUGACUGGCGCUAGUUCUGGUAUUGGAGCAGCAAUUGCCAUCAAAUUUGCAGCAGAAGGAGCGAAAGUGGCCUUAGUGGGCAGAAACCAAGAAAAAUUGAACAACGUCGCGAAAAAAUGCGGUAAUCCUGUAAUAAUCGUUGCUGACGUGUCUAAAGAUGAUGAUGCCAGAAGAGUUAUCGAAGAAACCAUGAGUAAUCUGGGUAAAAUUGAUAUUCUGAUCAAUAACGCUGGUAUUGGAGGCACAACAGAUAUACAGAAACCAGACGCUGUUGAAAUUUUUGACAGAGUAAUGGCAACAAAUCUUCGUGCAGUUGUUUUCUUGACGCACCUCGCUGUACCACAUCUGGUGAAUACAAAAGGUAACAUUGUAAAUAUAUCUAGUAUUGCUGCUUUGAAAGUCCUCCCUGGAAGUUUCGCGUACUGUGCAUCAAAGGCUGGACUAGAUCACUUCACUAGAGCUGUGGCACUUGAACUAGCCCCACACGGUGUUCGCGUCAACGCGAUUAACCCAGGACCUGUUAAAACAGAUAUAAUAGAAAAUAUGGGAGCACCCAAGGAAUUACAAGAAGUUAUAUUUCGUAAAAUGCAAGAUAUGACUGCGUUGAACAGAGUCUCGGAUCCUGAAGAAGUAGCUGAUCUUGUUUUGUUCGUAGCGAGCGAAAAAUCUAAAGGUAUAACUGGUUCAACUAUCGUGACCGACAAUGGAACGAUACUGAAAGCAUAAAUAUUAAAUAAUAAAUAAAAUAUUUAUUUUAA